CUACAUACCAUUGCUGCCUUUGUAUUUUUCUGUUUGGUAAUUUUUCCUUUCCCAAACACGCCUUUAUUUCUCACUCUCUCCCAGUCCCACCACCUUCUCCUAAGCUACCAGGCCUUCUUUGUUUAUCGUCAUUAUAUUCUAAGAGGGCUUCUUCUUGUGUUAUCUCUCCAUCUGCCAUGGCUUCUUUAGUGUCUGCAUUGCUCUUUUUGGCCAUGGCUGGCCACUCAAGUGCAACAUGGUGCAUUUGCAAGGGAGGGAUGAGUGAUAGUGAGUUACAAACGACACUGGACUAUGCAUGUGGGAAUGGGGCAGAUUGCAACCCCAUUCAUCAGAAUGGGCCAUGUUAUAACCCCAACACUGUAAGAGCUCAUUGCAAUUAUGCUGUCAAUAGCUUUUUCCAGAAGAAGGGCCAAGCUGCAGGCACUUGUGACUUCUCUAGCACUGCCUCCAUAACCACAACUGACCCCAGUAUAAAUGGUUGUGCUUAUCCCUCCAGUGCAAGUGGAAGCACAAGCCCUACCACACCUUCAACUGGGACUCCAUCUACAAGCACAGGCAGUGGUUCUUCUCCAAAUCCAAUCAUCACUACUACUCCCACUACUACUACUACAGGCGGCAGCGGUGCUUUAGGAGGUGGCUUCAACAAUGGUGGUUUAGGUCCAUCGGGUUCAGGUGGUGUCGGCACCUACAACGAUAUGAGUCAUGCUGGGAUUUCAAUGCUAAUAAGGAAUAAUGCCAUUUUCCCCUCCAUCACCCUCCUAAUCUCAGCACUAGCACCAUUAUUGUGGCUUCAACAAGGCCAGUAGAUCGAUCUUUAGAUGAACGAACUUCUUUUUCUAAAUACUGUCUACUGAACCAGUGCGGGCUUUGGAUGAAUGAACUGGUGGCAACAUUAUUGGAUGGGUAUCUCAAAAUUAUUGAUGUUGAAAAUUUUAUUAUGUGCACUAGUGGUGGGGAAUCAGGCAGUACGUACAUGUGAUAGCCACUGCACUUACCCUUUAAGGAAUAUCUUUGGACAGCCAUGCAUUUUUGUUUUUUUUCUUCUUCCUCUCUAUCUCUCUCUCUGCCAAAGAUCACGGGCGUUGUUAGUUCCUUAUAUGGAUUCUUCAAUUGUUAUUUCAUGAAUCAUGGUCCAUCUUACAUUUUA
Ipomoea nil (Japanese morning glory) is the source of this 1147-nucleotide messenger RNA. RefSeq names its product PLASMODESMATA CALLOSE-BINDING PROTEIN 3-like. The transcript has 4 exons. NCBI's taxonomy places the organism in Eukaryota, Viridiplantae, Streptophyta, Magnoliopsida, Solanales, Convolvulaceae. Bases 177 to 806 code for a protein of 209 amino acids. The record is from RefSeq and is a predicted model, not a curated record.